Messenger RNA from Pistacia vera, 2357 nucleotides. RefSeq lists its product as uncharacterized. The coding region runs from base 15 to 2156 and encodes 713 amino acids. Gene Ontology annotation, molecular function: DNA binding. NCBI's taxonomy places the organism in Eukaryota, Viridiplantae, Streptophyta, Magnoliopsida, Sapindales, Anacardiaceae. Gene Ontology annotation, biological process: regulation of DNA-templated transcription. The record is from RefSeq and is a predicted model, not a curated record. The transcript is spliced from 3 exons.
AGCAAAUUAUUCAAAUGGACGCUCUUGUUGGAUUUAGAUUCCAUCCGACUGAUGAAGAAAUCAUCCGUUUUCUGGAAAAGAAGAGGCUUGACCCUGAUUUCUCUGUCCAUGCUAUUACUGAGACUAAUAUCUACGAUUUCGAACCUGGUGAAUUGUUCGGGCUUUCACAAAUUCAGUCCGAUGGAAAAUGGUGUAGCUUUUUCUGCGCACCUGAUUAUGUAAAUGCUGAGAGGGAUCGAGUUCACAGAGCAACAAAGACAGGGUACUGGAAAAUAACCGGUAAGGGUAGUGAAAUCAAUGCCAAAGGUGGCACUGAUGCUAUUGGCAGAAAAAAGAUCUUAGUUUUCUAUGAACGUGGUCAGGGUCCCAAAGGUACUAAAACCGACUGGGUCAUGCAUCAAUUCUCUGCCAAAGACAAUCCUCUUUAUAAGAAGGAUUUUGUUGUGUGUCGCGUAAAAAGAAAUGGAGAUAAGAAGCGUCGUAAUUCAACCUAUGUUAAAGGUCGACAACAUAAAAAGCUUCGUACUUCAACAGAGGUUGAACGUCAACAACAUCAAAAUCUCCCUAUUUCAAUCCGCAAUGAGGGUCAAGUGAAUCACCAUCUGGCUUUUAGUAAUCACAGUCAUGCUACCAAAGAUAUUUUUCCAGAAUCACACUUUUUACCAAGUAAUUAUCCGGUUUGGGGUUCCAGAAAUCAUGUUGCAGAAAACGCUUUUCUGGAAUCACAAUUACCACCAAAUAGCAAUCUGAUUUCUAAGUUUAGAAAUCUUGUUGAAGAAACUAGUUUGAUUUCUGAAUCUAGAAAUUUUGGUGAAGAUACUUCGAUUUCUGAUUCUAGAAUUCGUGUCGAAGAAUAUACUUCGUCUGAAUCUAGAGAUUGUGUUGAAGAAAACACUUCGAUUUCCAGAAAUCGUAUUGAAGAAAAUACUUCUCCAGAAUUGCAGUUAUUACUGCAGUUUCUACGAAGUAACUAUAUGAUUUCUAAUUCUAGAAAUCAUGUUGGAGAAAAUACUUCUCCAGAAUUGCAGUUACCAACAAAUGACUUUUCGAUUUCUGAAUCUAGAAAUCAUGCUGAAGAAAAUACUUCUCCAGAAUUGGAGUCAUUGUUGCAAUUACCAGCAAAUGACUAUUUGAUUUCUGAAUCUAGAAAUCAUGGUGAAGAAAAUACUUCUCCAGAAUUGGAGUCAUUUUUGCAAUUACCAGCAAAUGACUAUUUGAUUUCUGAAUCUAGAAAUCGUGUUUUUUCUGCUGAAGAGAACACUUCUCCAGAAUUGGAGUUAUUGUCACAGUUACCAGCAACUGACUAUUUGAUUUCUGAAUCUAGAAAUCGUAUUUUUUCUGCUGAAGAAAAUACUUCUCCAGAAUUGGAGUUAUUGUCACAGUUACGAGCAAGUGACUAUUUGAUUUCUGAAUCUAGAAAUCGUAUUUUUUCUGCUGAAGAAAAUACUUCUCCAGAAUUGGAGUUCUUGUCACACUUACCAGCAAAUGAUUAUUUGAUUUCUGAAUCUAGAAAUCAUGUUGUUUCUGCUGAAGAAAAUACCUCUCCAGAAUUGCGGUUACUACCCCAAUUUCUACCAAGUAACUGCAUGAUUUCUGAGGAAAAUACUUCUCAAGAAUUUCAGUUACUGCCACAGUGUUUACCAAAUAAUAAUUUGAUUUCUAAUGCUAGAAAUCAUGCUGAAGGAAAUAUUUCUCCAGAACAAUUACUACCAAGUAAUGUUUUGAUUUCUAAUUCUAGAAAUCAAGUUAUCGAGAAUACUUCUCCAAAAUCACAGUUACAAUCAAGUAACAAUUUGAUUUCCAAUUCUGCAAAUCAUAUUGUAGAGAACUCUCUGCCAGUGUAUUCUGAUCUACCCACAAUAUCGAAUGCACUUGAAGGUAAUGAGCUAGAUGAGGGCUCUUUCUCCACACUGCCGUCACUAAUUAAUCAAGAACAAGGAUCCUCGUAUUCUAGUUUCUCUAUUAGUGACUGUUCUCCAUUUGGCAGUGAGUGGGAAAUUAACUUCAUGAAUCCACAAUUUGUAAUCCAUGAUCCUUGUGAAGGAACUGGACGCAGUAUUCUUCCCCUUUACUUCAAUUCACCAGAGGCGGGCGGAGGAUUUUGUGGUGGGGAUAGCAGUGACAUCAACAAAUGGGUAAAUGACAUUUCUGUGUAAAACCCCACAUGUAAACCACAAUUGAAUACUGUACUACCUAUAUUGCGAUAUGCUUCGCGUAUGUUUUUAUGUAUUUUGUUUUUUAUACUGGAGAACUUAAUUGUGUUGUGUGUUUCUUACAUGUAAUAAUAUAUCAAAGUUGUGUGCCUUUCAAGUUUGUUUAAUGGGAAUUCUUGUUCAAAUGAGUACCAACAGGUGCAA